Oikopleura dioica is the source of this 5409-nucleotide messenger RNA. Lineage: Eukaryota; Metazoa; Chordata; Appendicularia; Copelata; Oikopleuridae. The record is from the annotation of a GenBank genome assembly.
AUGCCAGAAAAAGUAAGCGCAGCAGUCAACUCUUCACAAGAAAUGUAUCCUGAGGCUACGGAAAGCCCGAGAACAUCAAACCUGAGCGCGACGCCAACAAAAUCAUCGCCCGAAAAAGUGAAAUUAUCGGCUCCGAGCGCGCUCGAUGAUUUAUGUCCGACAACAAGCGCUAGUCCGAGUCCCCCAGCGAGCAAUACCGAGUCGCCUGUAGAACUAAAAGACGAUUCAACACUCUACCACUGCCCGAUGAUGUCCUGCGAGACAAAAGAAAGCUUCCGCGGCAUCGAAAAGCAUCUAGAGAUCGAUCAUCCGGACCUGUUUGUUCUGUACAAGCGCGACCUUCAAGAGCAUGAUACGCAUCGAAUUCUAUUCCCUAGAAAUGAUCCUUACGAUUAUCACAGACAUUUAGCGAUUUAUCUAACACAAUACAAUCACUCGGUGGUGCGAUGUCCGAUUUGCGAAUUUCACUUCGCUUCCGCCAGCGAAUACGAAGCGCACAUUCCAGAACAAUGCGCGGUUUUCGCCAAGAAGACUAUUUCCCCCGCCAUGAUCAGCUACUUCAAAUCGCAAUGCAGCGAUAAUUUACGAGAAGUUGAAGAAAACGAGGAAAAACCGGAAUGUACUUUCUCAUGUCCGAUAAUCAGCUGUUCGGAAGGCUUCGAUUCGCUUGGCCUCCUCUGCUGGCACAUGGAAACUUCGCAUCCAAAGAAAAAUGCGCAUUUUCGGCGAAACAUUCCCUGCAUUCAAUUCAUAGGCCCAAGAUGCGAUGAUUGCGGUUUCGCCUUUCCUAAACCUUCCGAAUGGUCUCAUCCAUGCGAUUCCCUGAAACAAAUCGCUUUCGAUAGCCAAGAAGAGAAAGAAGAAGCUAUAGCAGAUAUUCACGGGGACGAGUCGACACCGCAUAGUCUGGGUAAUCAUUUGGGAAUCAAGGAAGAGAAUGAUGUCGCGAUUCGAUGCGAUGAUUGUGGCGAGAAUUUUUUCUCUGAAGAAGACGUGUAUUGUCAUAAAUGGCGUGACCAUUGCGAAGUAAAUCCAGCUCUUAGCGCUGCAAAGAUGUUCGAAGAAGGUGUUCGAAAUGUAGAGAACAGUGUGGAGCAUCUUACGGAAAAUCUUCCCUCGAGUUCAUUUACUCCAGCCACUGCAGACAUCCAUUCUCGCUUCUCCCUCGCAGGAGUACAAGAAGAGUGGGCUCGAGGCCCGACACAACAAAGCCGUCCUGAUCUGUCUUACAGAUGUCCUAUCAAAAGCUGCGGCAAAGCGUUUUCCAAGCUCGGUGGAAUCUUCAAACAUCUCGUCCCCGCCCAUGGUUACGCUGGUGUUCUCUUUCGAAUGCAACACAAAGUUCCGGGACUCAUGAUGAUUUGCGAAACAUGCAGCUGGAAUUACGCUGAUAAAAACGCGAUCUACAAGCAUCGGCAUCUGAAUACUUGCGUUUCAAAUAUUCGCAUAACCAAAGAGCAGCAGGAGGCUUAUGAAAACGAUCCAAAUAAACGACCACUUGAGGAGAUCAUGGAUGAAAUCGAUUUUAACGUCCUAGAAUCCGUAACUGGCGAAAAUUACAAGCCUCCACCAGGAACAAGGAAGAGAGUAACACCAAGUCAUUUGAUGACACUGCCGGCUGAUGCUGACACGACUCAGUAUAUUCACGACAACAUCGCAUCCGAUCGCUCUCCAUCCCCAGCUGUAGCUGAUGCCGAUACAGGAACCAGUACAAAUGCUUUUCAACAACUUGGUGUUGAUUUCGACCAGUUGACUCCAGAAACUGCUGCUACGCUUCUUCAACUAAUUACGCAUUCCCUGUCAACUGGAGCCACGCUUCCCUCAGUGAACGAUAUCUCACCUGAAAAAUCUCUCUCCACUGGCAACUCGGAGAAUCUGAGAAAUACAAACAUUUGCCCAGCUUGGGGUUGCAAGAGAAAGUUCACAGCUUUUACCCAUGGAGGAAAAAGUAAUAUAUCGAGUUUGUGGAUCCACAUGCAAAACGCUCAUCGUAACGCCUUUGUUGUCUUCCGCCGCAUGAAACGUCGCGGCUUCGAUCGUUACUGCGACAAAUGUCAAUUCUGGUUGAAGGGCGCCGAAUGGUACAAUCAUAAGAACAAUCGACGCUACCAAACAGAAGGUGCUCGGCCAGAAGGGACAUACUGCGAUGUCUACCAAAAACUUGCCGAGGGAAUGGAGAAACAUGAAAAUCCCCUCUUUUUGGUCGAUAUCAAAAUGUGCAUUGAAAACUACGAUUGCAUCGUUGAUAACGCUGCAGAACUUAUCGCCCAGCAGAGCAUCAUGGAAGACCCUUCUACUGAGAUCACUGAGAUAACCGAUCCAGAUGAAUUCGCCGAUGUAGACAGUUCACCAGUCCAUGCCAUCGCCGAAUUCAAUUCAAGCAGAACAGAAAGCCCUCUGCCGAUGCCAGUCAGUAUCACUGGAAACGGUCAAACAAACAUGGUCUGUCCUAUCAAGAGCUGCAGGAAGCAAGUUGUCAAGCCGGAAACUCAAUCACAUGCUUGCUGGAAGAACCUGUUUACCCAUAUCAAGGCGAAUCAUAAAAACGCAUAUGUUCUCUUCAGACGACUUGAGCGGGAAAACACCAAGAAACGAUGCAACGACUGUCUUUUCUGGUUUGUCAAUUACCGAGACUACGGCGCGCACAAUCAACGUACCGGCACAAGCCGCGAUGGUGGGCCAAGAAUUAGCUAUUGCCAGCAGUAUCAACGUAUGGCAUUGCACGAUUGCAAGGUCAAGAGCAUCCACGAAUUACCGAGCUACGAACAACUCGAUUUCCGCGUUCUCGAAGAUGUCUACAAAUGCAAAAUUCCCUUUGACAUGGACGAGACUUCGUCUUCUCCGGCUGUGGACUCCCCACUGAACCCUGAGCUAAGCAUCGUAGAAGAUGAUGUGGAAAAUAUAAACACGGAUAACGCUUCCAGUACGGUAGUGGCUCCAUUUGGUAAAGAUCUUAUGGAGACAGAGGUUAACCCAAGCCACAAGCCUCACGAAGGACAAUAUCUAUGCCCAGUUCGGAACUGUUGCCAACUUAUCAAGACCAUGAAAGGCGUGCUUGGCCACAUGCGUAUCAAACACAAGCGGGAAUACAUUAUCUUCCGUCGAACUAAAAUGGCGCUUGCUCAUCGCAAAUGCGAAAAAUGCCAGUUCUGGUUUACUUCUGCCAAAACCUAUCAUCAACACAAAUCGCAACUGCCCCACCAAUUGCCAGGCGAAAACAAAGGAUCCGAGUGCGAUGCCUACAUCCGUAUCGCAGGUACCUUCACACCCUACGAACUCGCCGAUCAUUCCAACUUCGUCACUGCCCUCUUUGAGUAUUACGUCACGAGCACCUAUCAAGACAAGCCCCAUUCGCGACGUAAGACGAACGAGUCCUAUCUAGACAAAAUAACAGCAGCGCUAUCAACCACUUUCUCCCCAUCGCCUGUAAGCGGGCUAUCUGGACUUUCAGGAUUGAGUUUGCUCGAAGGGUUCGGAAAUGGCCUUGGGAAUGAUCUACAAAAUGGAAGUUCUCCAGUACCCACAAAAACGGAGAAAGAGCCAGAUCCAGAGACUAUUAUCGAAUGUCCAAUAAAUGACUGCCCGAUUCAACUCAAAUAUCAAAACCUCGAUUAUCACAUCUCAAGAAGACAUCAAGAAUGCUUCUGGCACUUCAAACGUUCUGAAUUUGAGGCGUUUAAAUUUCGCUGCGAAGGCUGCAAAUUCGGCUACUUUUCGGAAAAAUAUUUCAACAAAGACCAUGGCGAUUGUUCCAAUAAUUCCGAGGAAAAGCAUCGGGAAAAUAUGGCACCAAUCGAUUUCGAAAAAGGAAGAGAUCGUUGGACUCGUCAUUUGAAGAUCGUCGACUGUCCAGUCAACACGAUGCUGAACGGAGAGCAGAAGAGUCCGCUCCAGCCCCUUAGAGGGAAAAGUCAGGACGUGGCGAAUCUGAGUUCCAAACAAGACGAACUCGAGCGAUACGACUCCAUAUCUGAUGUAAAAGCACACUGCCCAGAUAAGAACUGCAUCUAUGUUGCUCCCCUCCGCACUUUGACUACCCAUGCUUCUGAAAAACAUCCAAAGCUGAAUGUCCAGUUCCGAACGAGCAAGAGCGACUAUUUCGAUCAGCGCUGUGACGCCUGCGGUUUCUUUUUCUACUCUCGUUCCGCUAUUUACAACCACAAGUCGACCAAAAAGUGCGAGUACUACGCCUCUGAAAGAAUCAAGUACGACAAGUGGUGCGAAGAAGUAGGCCCACAGGGAAAAGUCAUGAUCCAGGAGCAAAUCCGAGAAUCGAUCAAGUUCAACCAUGGUAUCAAACGAAAGUCAGCACAAGAUUACCUCGGCGACAUGAAACGAUCAAAAUUCGAGCUGGAUCAAGAUUUAACUUCGACCGUCGAUGAGUCUGGCAAUCCACCAGAACCUCGAGAUUGCCCGUAUUGCCUAAGUAAAUGUCUCGCUGGUACCUUUACUGGACUCUGCGCACAUAUUAGAGGCUCACAUCCUGACAGAUACAUCGAGUUCAGGACAAAUAGAUGGCCUACCACAACUCAUAUCUGCAAAAGAUGUAAAUUCGGCACAGAAUUGCCAAUCGAAGCUUGGCGUCGUCAGCAUACAUCUAAAAUCUGCAAUGACAACAUCGCAUCUUUCAAGAAGUACGAUACAUCGAGGUUGACGAUCGAAGAGCCCACCCGUGGCGACGAAAAUCCGUGCCCAGUCUGUAACCAGGAGACCCUAGGCGUCAAGGGACUGGUGACGCACAUGAGAUUCUCUCACCCAGACCAGUAUUUGAAGUGGCGAAUCGUGCCGAAUCCAGUUAUGGGAUUCCAGUGCUCAAUCUGUGGAUUCUGCUACUCGACUGACAACGAACUUCAUAAUCAUCAACGAAAGGACGGUGCUUGUAAAAGAAACAUAGAUCAGUUAACUUAUGGAUUGGAAUCGACGUCUUCAAAAAACAAUACCCCCUCUUCCACCCCGAAACAAACCCCCAAAUCAUUGGGAUCCUCGACACCAAUUCAAAUCCAAAAGCCCUUGUCCCCCGCACUCAACAAUUCUAAUGGCUCAACCUCCUCUCCAGAUAAGUCUUCCCAGCAAUCUCAGUCCGCCGAGGAGACUUCCGAAGAAUUGCUGACAAGUCCCGUGAGCGCUAAAGACUCAAAAUCGCCCGCCGAAUACCACUGCAAAAUCUGCCAGAAUGGAGUUAGCUUCCCUACAUUUGGCUUGCUUAAUGUACACAUGAAGAAUGACCACGAGAGGCACUACAUUCACUUCAGAAUCACAAAGACGGAUCAAAUAAGCAUAAGAUGCUCUAUUUGUCAAUUCUGCUUCCCAGCCCAGAACCACUACGAGCGACAUUUGAACAAAAAUACGUCGAAAGUCUGGAAGAUGAUGCCGAUGAUUCUGACUGAAAUCAAGGAGAACCGAUACUAG